This is a messenger RNA of Candoia aspera, 2796 nucleotides long. It is a transcript of the gene TMEM100, whose product is annotated as transmembrane protein 100. Lineage: Eukaryota; Metazoa; Chordata; Lepidosauria; Squamata; Candoiidae. The transcript has 3 exons. Gene Ontology annotation, biological process: cellular response to BMP stimulus. Bases 464 to 955 code for a protein of 163 amino acids. The record is from RefSeq and is a predicted model, not a curated record. Gene Ontology annotation, cellular component: plasma membrane.
AGACUCUCCUUCACGGAGAGAAAUGCAAGUGUUUUAUUUUGAAUGCUAUAUGUGAAGAGAAGCUGCUCAAGUGAUUUGUAUUUCCUGUUCCCUCUGGAUCGCUGUCAUGUUCGAGGCCUCUCUGGUCAGAUGAGCCAGGCUGAAAAAAUUCUUUGGAGCAGUUGAUGAGGAACAAACAAGGAUGAAGUUACCAGAUCAAAUGGCAUAAAUAAUGGGGCUUCUAGAGCUCUGGUGUCUAUUCUGUGGAAUUCUAAUCUGGUGGGCUGAAUGAUGUUGAACUCUUCCAGAGAAAGGUCCCCAUUUUGGUGCUAUAGAGUGUCUGGUUUUCACAAGAAGAACAACAACGCAAACCAUCAGAAGCCCUUAGUUUUUGCUGUUAAUUGAUUGGUUUGGAAGAUAAAAGUCUGAUUUUUGGAAUAAACCUUCAAAAUACAUCUUUGCUUGCCAAAACAAGCCAUGAUAAAUGUUUUACAAAAGAGUUGAAACCUUUCAGAGCACACCCAUUCAAGCCUCAGCACUGAUGCAAGAGAAGCUAGUCAAAAAUUGCAAGAUGACAGAUGAGCCGAUUAAAGAGAUCUUGGGCAGUUCCAAGUGUCCUCAGUGUGCAACACAAGAGAAAAGCAACAACAAUGACUACAGGGUAACAGCUGUCCCCUUGGUGAGUGAAUGCCAACUGACGGCUGCCACCGGGGGAGCUGAAAUCUCCUGUUACCGUUGUACAAUCCCAUUUGGGGUAGUGAUCCUCAUUGCUGGGGUGGUGGUCACUGCUGUGGCAUAUAGCUUCAACUCCCAUGGAUCCAUCAUCUCGGUGUUUGGUCUGAUCCUCUUGUCAUCUGGACUCUUUUUGCUGGUGUCAAGUGCGUUAUGCUGGAAAAUCCGCCAGCACAACAAGAAGGCCAAGAGGCGUGAAAGCCAGACGGUCCUAGUGGCUAAUCAGAGGAACCUGUUUGCUUAAGAACUGCAUGAAAAAAAACUCUGAAAAAGAAAGAGAAUGUGAUGGGUCACCGAGUGCACAAGUCUAUUUAUUUUCAUUUGGGCUACAGGAUGUCUUUUAUUAAUGACUGAUUGGAUUUAUCAAUAUUAAGAAGUAAACAAUUCUUGCAAAAUCAGGAAUAAUUGGUAUCCAUUUUAUCAUAAACAUGUUUCAAGGUGCAUUAGGUUUAGUAGGUCUUCUUCUGUUUAGUCCCCUAUCAUCAUUUCUCCCUUAGCCUCCUCCCCCUCCACAUUUGUAUUGUAAACUUCAAAAGUAAGCCAAGCUAAGAUGAGAAAACCUAUUACAGUCAAAGAUGGUGGGCAAUUGAUAGGGCAAAUAUAUCCCCAUUAGAGCAAGGUAAUGUUUUAUUAUCUUUUUUCAUAGAAUUAUUUGUUUCAAGUGUAUAUAUGUGACAAAAACUUGCCUUAAAUUCCUUUCCCGAGAAGCAACUUUUGAAAACGAUUGGGAAGAAGAGCAUGUGAACAAUUCUGUCAUGGCUAACAGUCACAAGUACAUCUGUGUCACUAUAGCCACAUCUUGUGGUAAAUAAUUCCAUAGUCUUCUUUCCCACAAAAGGUAGGGAAAGACUUAGACCUCGGCUGCCUUUCUACUCCAGAUUCCCCUUGAAAAAUCGACUUCUAGCUGUUGUUACGUGCCUUUGUGUGGAACACAUAGAUCCUGCUUCAGUUCUGUCUCUCAAACUGAAAAUAGCAGUUCCAUUGCCUGCUUCAUUGACUGGCAUGUUUGCUUGAUGUACAAAGGGCUGCAAACAAAGCAAUCCCCUUUUUCCUUCUAUACCCAUUUGGAAAAGCAAUCUUGAAAUGUUAUUUGCCUCCUCAUCCCCAUUCUUUGCCCCUGCCAACUGCCCCCUUCCCCAGACCCAUCUCCUACUCCAAAAGACUUUUGUUGUGUUCCAGGCUAUUCUGAAUGCUUGGAUAACGUUGGAAACAAAUGUCAGGAAAUGUCAGGAAGAUUGAGAAGGUGAUCAGGACACACCUAAAAGUGCCAAAAGCCUGCUCCGUGGUUUUGUCCUCCAAUUUUGUAGCAUUGUGUUUUUUAUAGAUGAAGUUCAUACACAUCUUUCAUCAACAUAUUUUUUUAAAGGCUACAGUAGCUGCAUUAGCCAGUUCUUGGAUCUCUUCUCUACUCCUUGUUUAGUUCCUGAGAAUGUUGUGGUACUGCUUAAAAAGAAAUAUUGAACUUUUAAAAAAAAAUUGGGGUGCUCAGGGGAGGGGGAUUAAUACUUAGACACAAGUUGAUCUCUAUGCUUAUUAGCCCAAAGUAAACAACAAAACACCUGUACAGCUAAAAGUGACUUUUUCUGUAAAUUUCAUUAUUAUAAUGCUGCCAUACUUAGCACUUUGGGGUGGUUUUGAUAUUAAUUUUUUUAAUGAACCCUUCAUUUUAAAAAUAAUGAACAAUUGCUGCUGCUAGAGCUUCACAAGGUUUAAUUACUUGCAUUCUGAUCUGGAACUUUUCGUACUGAUCCAUCCCAGAAGACCAGUAUGCAUAUUAGUGAUAUGAAGGAUGGAUUCAGUGUGUUAUGUUCAUCCCUGCUCCACUGAAAUUCUAAGCAAUGUGAGAAACUAGAGGGGAAGUACUUUGGCACACAGGGCUAACACCCUGAAUUGAGCAACACAGACUGAACUUUUAUCCAGCCUCUGAAAGCUUGUAGAAUUACUGAUUAUUGAGUGCAGUUGAACGUCUAAAUGUCUGCUAAUGUUGAACCGUCUCUUCUGCAUCUUUAUUUAAGAAAUGUAUAGGGCAGCGUAUGCAGAAAUUGUGUUAAAAACUUAAAUACAAUAAAAGAUCCUGAGAACCAA